CGACCGAUUUGCAAAGCACACCUCUCCAUAUUAAGAGCCUUGUCCCCACUAUGGGAGUUUUCAGACUUAUAUAUAUACAAUGAGAGAGGAAAUUUUCUCUCUGGUACAAUGUACGCGAUAUAUGACCGUAGCGUAUACUGUAUAUGACUGUUUAAUUAGUGUAAUUGACAGAUUGUCAAAUCUAAUCUCAUCUUUAAGGAAAUAUUAAUGAAGUAAUCUGUAAAUCAAUUAAUCGUACUAGUGACAGUUAAAUAUUUGAUUAUUUUGUAUAUGAUAUACAAACGAUCAUGUCUAAUGCAUCACAAAUGUCUAACGAACCUUAUCGUGAAUUAGGAGAAUUACGUGGUUCAGAAUUGAAUGUUAAUUCAGGAAAUGUGUCAAGAUGUAGUAGAAAUUUUGGAAAUUGUAUUGAACGCUCUUUGGAACUUUCUUCUGUAGUAGUUAUUCCAGAUGAUACAUUUACUGUUGUUCAAGCUAUCAAUGCAUUAGGAUUUGGAAAGUUUCAAGUUAAAUUAUCUUUAUUUACCGGUCUCUGUUGGAUGGUAGAUAGUAUGGAAAUAACAAUAUUAAGCAUUUUAAGUCCAUCCUUACAUUGUGAUUGGGGUAUAACUAGAUAUCAACAAGCUUUAACAACCACGGUUGUUUUCCUUGGUAUGAUGUUAAGUUCUACGUUUUGGAGUAAUUUAAGUGAUAGAUAUGGUAGUAAACAAUCUUUAACUUUAUGUGCAAUAUUGCUACUUUAUUAUGCUCUUUUAAGUGCUUUUGCACCAAAUUUUCUGUGGAUUUUAUUACUUAGGGGAUUAGUUGGUUUUGCUAUUGGUUGUGUACCACAAUCAGUAACAUUGUAUGCAGAAUUUCUUCCUGCAAAACAAAGAGCAAAAUGUGUCAUUUUGUUAGAUUGUUUUUGGGCCCUUGGAGCCUGUUUUGAAGUGGCAAUAGCAUUGGUAAUAAUGCCAACUUUUGGUUGGAGAUGGCUUCUCAUUUUAUCAACAAUACCACUUCUUGUAUUUGCUAUUAUUACUCCAUGGUUACCAGAGUCUACAGUAUUUGAUAUAACAAGCGGAAGAAUGGAUAAAGCUGUUUCAACUUUAGAACGAGUAGCAAGAGAAAAUAAAAAACCUUUACCUCCAGGAAGAUUAGUUAUGGAUCGCUUUUAUCAAAUUAAUCAUGGCAAAUUGAAAGAUGUAUUAAGCAAGGAAAUGUGUAGGACAUCUACUUUGCUUUGGCUUGUAUGGAUGAGUACAGCAUUUUGUUAUUAUGGUGUUGUAUUAAUGACUACAGAAUUAUUUCAUACAUCAUCUGAACAAUGUAGUUUGUGGGAAAACAAAAAGGAAGAUACUUGUCAAUUAGAUUGUCGUUUAGAAAGGAGUGAUUACAUCGAUCUUCUUUGGACAACGUUAGCUGAAUUUCCAGGAAUUUUUUCCACUAUUUUUGCGAUUGAAAAAAUUGGUAGAAGAAAGACAAUGGCCUUCCAAUUAAUAAUGUUUGCUAUGUUAAUCUGUUUCUUAGGUAGAGCUUGUCUAUUAAACAGAGCAGCAUUAACACUAGCAAUUUUUCUAGCGAGAGGUUUAAUUGCCGGUGUGUUUCAAGCUGCAUAUGUGUACACUCCAGAAGUGUAUCCGAGUCAUCUACGUAGUAUCGGUGUUAGUACUUGUAGUGCAAUGGCUAGAAUUGGUGCAAUGGUUACACCAUAUAUAGCACAAGUAUUUCUUCAAUGGUCUAUUACUGGAGCAAUGGCAAUUUAUGCCGCAACAGCAUUAUGUGCUGCAAUAGCUACUCUUGCUUUACCUGUUGAAACGAAAAAUCAUACAUCUAAUGACACAACUCAAGAGACGCGAUAAAGUUUCAACUUUUUUUCAUUUUUCUUUUUUUUACUACUGAAAUAUUUAAAGGGGGAAAAUAUAUUUUCAUCAACAUUACAACAUUCUGUCAUAGUUGUUAAAUUAACAGUUUUCCAUUGAUGAAAAACAAAUUCGUUUCUAUUUAUUGGAUAUUCUUUUAUUUUGUUUUUACAACUGUUAUAAUUACAUAUAUGCAUAAUUAGUAUUACUUUUUGUUCCUGACUAAUUUUGUUUUAUAAAUUACUUGAAUGAAUAGGAUACACUAUACAUCAUAAGUUAUUUAACAUAUGUGUAUUUACUUUUCUGUAACAUUUUAGACAAUGAUAGUAAGUUUUAAACAUAUAAGAAAUAUACAAAGACUGAUAUAUAAAAUAUUAAAUAUUAAUAUAUAACAGAAGUGCCAAAAUGCACAAACGUGCAGGAUUAAUGUACACAAAAUAAACCAUAACUUUUGUUAUCUGUUUUA
Molecule: messenger RNA, 2307 nt
Organism: Bombus terrestris (buff-tailed bumblebee)
Lineage: Eukaryota; Metazoa; Arthropoda; Insecta; Hymenoptera; Apidae
Product: synaptic vesicle 2-related protein
Exons: 7
Coding region: 288-1841 (517 amino acids)
Biological process (GO): transmembrane transport
Molecular function (GO): transmembrane transporter activity
Source: RefSeq, a predicted model, not a curated record